GGAGUAGUCAGACGGCUGCAACAUGCGUUAGUCCAGGUAAGCAGCAGGCGCAAGGGAAACAUGAAUGCUGUCUGACAAGUCAGGUAGGAAUUGACUUGGGGAAGAGAACCCCUGGCUGUCUCCUAGUAACAAGCGAACAGGUGCAGAGAGCGCUCUGUGCUACACAACUCGGCCUGUCACUCACUGUCCCGGGUACAGGGCAGGCGAAGGGAUUUACCUACUCGGGGCACAACAAGCGGCAGUGAGUGUGGGUGGAGAAUAACCACACGGAUAAACCCUCUUCCAGGCUGACUGGGGAAUCCCCUGGCAUAAAUGUGCGCUCUGCUGCUCCCAGCACGUUGUUCACCAGUCACACAUCCUCCUUCUGAAGGAGCAACAGGGAUAAAGGAAUAACAGGACUUGUGCCCACUCUGUGUCUCCCUGACAGAAAAUGAUGCGGUACAACUCCGCCGCCACUCUCACUACCUCACACUCCGGCUCUGCCCACAAACCCGGAGGAGUUUGCCGGUUGCGUCUCACCUUGCCUUCAGAAGCAAGCUUGCAGCCAAAGCAGGAUGAAAUUAAGAAAAGCACUUCUAUAAAUGCUGAUCCUAGAAGUAAAGCAGAAAGGAGGAAAAAGAGAAAUGGAUAUGUCUUGUCUGAAAAGAACACAUCUGAGCCACCAACCCUACAUCUCUACACCAUUCCGAAAAACAAUUCACCAGCUGCAGUGGCUUCCCAUGGAGUGGUAUAUGGUGUUGUGCAGAGAGCUGAAAACAACCAUCAGAACGAGGUUGUUGUCUAUGAGUGGUCUACUAACCAGAUUAAGGAAGAGAUGAACUACAUCAAAGAUGUGAGAGGGACUUUGGAAAAAAUCAGAGAGAAAAUGUUUGGAGAGUAUGAUGAAAUGAAACAAAAAGUUAAACAGCUCACUCAUGAAAUGAAGGUUUCUUCAAUACAAAAGGAGUUUUUGGAGAGCCACUCCCAGGUGCAAUCUGCAGCACUGGACACCUUUGGAACAAUCAACAGUUCCUUGAAUGCAGCUUCCAUAGAAAUGCAGAAAACUCUGGUGGAUAUGACCUUGGAAAGCAGCAACAUUAAGGAUGAAAUGAAGAAUUUAAAACAUUCUUAUGAAGAAUCCUUGGACAAACUGAAAGAAAAGCAGCAGUUGUUGGAAGCUGCCCAAAAUGAAAACCAGUUGUUAAAAGUCAAGAUUGAGUCCUCCCAGGAAGCUAAUGCUGAGGUCAUGAGAGAAAUGACACGAAAGCUGUACAGUCAAUAUGAAGAAAAGCUUCAGCAAGAGGAAAUGAAAUACACUGCAGAAAAAGAAGCGCUUGUGGAUCAGACAAGACACUACCUGAAAGCUAUUGAAGAUGCUAGUGAGAAGGUUCGCAUUGCUGAGAUUAAAAUUGAAGAAAGAGAUGCAAAAAUUUCAGAACUUGACAGAUUAGUGCAUCGCAUGGAACAGGAACGAGAGCAGCUGCAAGAACAAUUGACGAGACAUGAAGAACGAAUACAAAAUCUUGAUAACAGGAUGCAGAUGCAUUCACCAGACAGGAACCAACGUUUAGAGGAAGUUGCAACAAGUUUAAGAGAGCGCAUUAAGCACCUGGAUGACAUGGUUCAUUGUCAACAAAAGAAGGUUAAACAUAUGAUUGAAGAGAUUGAAUUGCUUAAGAAAAAGGUUCACUACAAAGACUUACUCAUCCAGCAGCUGCUAGAAAGGAUUUCGUUUCUGGAAGGAGAGAACACAGAGCUACAAGAUAAAGUGGACUACUUGAUGGCAAACCAAACAAAAACUGACAAAGAAACCAAAGAUAUUGGAACAUCAUGUGAUCUUCCAGAAAGGAAGUUUCUUGCUCGACUGCCUGACAGAGGAAAAAAAAUUUUGGAGUUCACUGAAAAAGUACGACUUGCUAUUGCAGAGAGUGAGGAGUUGAAAAGAACAGGAGAUCUUUUAGCUGCAUUCAAAGGGGACUUCCAAGCAGCUCAAGGCAAGAAAAAUAAGACCAAUAAAAGAGUGGAAGUGGAUUUACCAUUAGCACCUAACACUUAUUUAGCUGAAGAAAAGUCCAGCUCUCCUCAAAAUAUAAAUGGUGUUGCAGGUCCAUCAAAUUCCACUGAAGAACCUUCAAGAUGUCACUCUAGUAAGACUGAAAUAACUGCUGACCACAAAGAUGAUCAUAGCUUCAAUGCUGACACAUUGGCUAAUGAUUUAGAGAACAUUCAUAUUAAAGAUGGUGUGGAGGAAACAAACCAGAGAGCACAGACGACCUCCUCUUUGCAGAGAAUAAAUCUGCCGUUUUUAAAUGCAGCAAAGACAAAACCUCACUAUAUUGCAGUAAUAGAAAACAGAGCACACAGCCCAGUUAAAAAAAAGGAAAAAUACAAGCCCAGCAAGUUUCCAUCAGGUUCAAAUAAUUCCUCGCCUAGCCAGUCACCAGGAGGAAGGGAACUUACAAUUUCUGCGGAGGAGAGAAGAGCACAGGAUAAGAAACACUUGGAUGAUAUCACAGCUGCAAGGCUUCCACCUCUUCAUCAUGCCCCUUCCCAGUUACUCCCAUUAGAGGAGUCCAUAGCUCUCCAGUUAGCACACAAGAAGACUUUUGAGGAACAACAAGCCAAGCUAGCAGCAGGGAAACUUCUGGAAAAGCUGAACAUAAAACUGGUAAAAUUUAACCCUGAAGGGGAUUCCUACAUGAAAUACAGGCAUGUGAAAGAUGGAGAAGAAGAGGCAUGACCGAAACACUUGCUCAUUGGAACACCAUUCUUUAUCACUGUGUAGGAAGAUGUAUUACUGGCAAGGCCUGUAAUGUAAUAUAAGUAUUACUGAAACCUAAUAGGAUGCAAAAUAUGCAGUUUGUUUUGACAAAUCAACUAUUAAGGCUUAGAUUGAAACCUGUUUUAGUAUUUACUUGUUACUUCUCUCUCUCUCUAUCGUCUUUUAUUGAGAAUGUUUCAGUGUGGCUUUUUAAGUACAGGUAUGGCACCUGUUAUCCAGAAAGCGUGGGACCUAGGAGAGAUCUUUCUGUUAUUUGGAUCACCAUAUUGCUAAAACAACAGCAUAGUACUAGUCUACUUAAAAGUCACUUUAAAUACAUUAAAAUAAAGCCAAUACAUUAUUUUGCCACCAGUAAAGAUUACUUUAUAUUUUAGUUGGGAUGUAAUGCAAGGUACUGUUUUUUUUUUAAUUACAGAUAAAAAGGAAAAUAUUUUCUGAAAUUAAAAUGGGUUCUAUGUGAGAUGGCUUUUCUGUAAUUCAGAGCUUUCUGGAUAAUGGGUUUCUGGAUAAGGGAUCCCAUAUCUGUUCAAUACACCAUAAAGCGAAAGCGAAGAUUCCCAGUUUCUUUCUUUUGUUCCUUUAUUCUAUCCAUUCAUUCAUAUUAUUACUCUCCUUUUUAUUUAAAUACAUUUGAACUCCCUUAUAGUUGUAGUAGUCAGGCUCACUGAUUUGCACUAAUAGUGGAUGUCUGUGCAUUUAGUUGCAAUGUUAUGCAGUGGUGAUAUGCCAUGUAUAUGUAAUGAUACAACCUACUGAUAACAUCCUUCUACCAGCAGAUUACAUAAAGCUUGGAGUAUGGAGAUUUCUCCUAUGUCUUCCUUGGUUUGUACUUGUUUCUCUUGAAACUUGCAACUUGUUUAAUAUUACAAUAAAUCAUUUUAUUUUUCUACCUA
Messenger RNA from Xenopus laevis (African clawed frog), 3654 nucleotides. It is a transcript of the gene myzap.S, whose product is annotated as myocardial zonula adherens protein. The record is from RefSeq and is a predicted model, not a curated record. The transcript is spliced from 16 exons. Bases 431 to 2719 code for a protein of 762 amino acids. NCBI's taxonomy places the organism in Eukaryota, Metazoa, Chordata, Amphibia, Anura, Pipidae.